Molecule: messenger RNA, 5049 nt
Organism: Oncorhynchus gorbuscha (pink salmon)
Lineage: Eukaryota; Metazoa; Chordata; Actinopteri; Salmoniformes; Salmonidae
Exons: 8
Coding region: 864-2444 (526 amino acids)
Biological process (GO): positive regulation of cell migration; platelet-derived growth factor receptor signaling pathway; positive regulation of cell population proliferation
Cellular component (GO): membrane
Molecular function (GO): growth factor activity; platelet-derived growth factor receptor binding
Source: RefSeq, a predicted model, not a curated record
CAGCGGCGUAAUCAGGAGGGAACAGGGCUGACGCGCACCGCGCCACAGAGAGCUUUGGCUAUUGAUAAGCCUGUGACGAAGGAGCGGACAGCAAACUCCCAUUGUAUGCUACCACACUUGUGCUGCGCUUAGAGGCGCACCGUGCGUUAUAAGGAGAGAAUAACCUCAUGUAAGGCUACAACGCGUGGAAAAGGAACAUAAAAAGGGAUUUUAAUCAACUUGAAAAGUGUUGAUGUCUCGAGGGAUAACCUAGCAUUAGCCUAUACUAAUGUGUAAAUAACAUUUGACUGAUCUAGUCUAUAAUAUUGUUUGGAAGCUUUGUUUUAUGUAUGCAAGUAAUUUAAAUUGGUCAGAAGAUGUUUUUCUCAUUACAUUGAUUUUUUUUUGGAUAAUGUUUGAAGUUUAUUUUAAAGCCAUCGGCUAUAACAUUUGAUGUUUUAAUUUCACACUAGGACUUUUACUGACUCGAAUUGUGUGAUACCAAACUAUCUGAGACUAUCAUCCUGACCGCAGGAGAUUGUGUUUGGAACACACCACAAAAAGAUCUUUGGGGAUUUAAUACAUCAAUUCAAGAUGGACCAAAUCAUCUUUAAAAAAGUCGCCUUACUCCCCUAGUCCCCUGACAGUGGAAUUUCGAGCUCGGUGGACGUUCUAAGUGGGAAGCGUAUAAUUGAGUAGGCAACAAUUGCUAAUUGACUGGAUAUACUUUGCUGAGACAAGCGUGGGUGUCCGUCUGCUCGCAACGCCAGGAGUUCCAAUUCCACAGAGCGAGCCGCUGUCCCUGCGCUUAGUGCUGAGGGAGAGACUCGUGCUGUUUCCAUAAAUGCUUGGUCUAUCGCGGAGAAUCCAGCCUGGGCAGCAAGAUGAGCUCGUGGGUUUGGGUUCAGCUGCUCGCGUUGUUUGCGACAUGUCUGCGGUCGGGCAGCGCAGAGGGGGAUCCUCUCCCUCCAGGUUUGGUGGAGCUGGUUAGGAGCAACCCUAUCUCUUCCAUAGAGGACCUGCAGCUGCUGCUGCUCAGUGACUCCGUAGAUGAGGAUAUUUCGGAAGAUUUUUUGCCCAGUGGACAACACUCCAACAACACUAGCAACCGACUACCAAGGAGUCUGGACGCCCAGCCGGCUCAGCAGGCGCUAUGUAAGGUGAGGACAGAGGUGAUGGAGGUGACCCGUGCCAUGUUGGACCGCAGCAACGCCAACUUCAUGUUAUGGCCUCCCUGUGUAGAGGUACAGCGAUGCUCCGGCUGCUGCAACACCAAGAGCCUGCAGUGUGUCCCCGUGCUGACGCACACCAGGCACCUACAGGUGAUGAAGAUCCAAUACGUGGAGAAGCGGCCCAACUACUCCAAGGCCGUCGUCUCGGUCCACGACCAUGUGGAGUGUCGCUGCCAGCCCGCCCCUCGCCCCCCCGGUCGUCCCCAGGAAGAAGGGCAUCCAGCCAAGGCCAGAUCCAAGGAGGAGCUGCACCACAGAGAUGAGCUGAAGCACAACCAGAGGAUCCAGCUGGAAGACCUGCUGGACCAGCACUGGAACCCCAAGGACACCUCCUCAGACGCAGGGGCGGGGAAAGGAGGCUAUGGGCUAGACCAUGACAAGAUGGAUCCUCAGUGGGUACUUAACGCCACCAACCAGCUGGGAGCUAAGGAGUGGACCGAACGUCGACAUCACGAUGACAUGGAGGAGGGGAGAGACAGUAGUAGUGUCAACGGCACUACAACCGCAAUGGACAUCGACAUGGCACAACUUGACCACGAGAAGAGAGACGGGGUCGAGACACGAGGGGACACACUAUUUAAAAUCACUGAGGGUAAUGUCAGUAGGGGAGAUAGGCAGCAGGGAAGUCUGAGUCUCAGUGAGGGGGUAGACCAGGAGACACAUAGACAACCCACACAAACACAGAGUCCCUCGCUACGCACCAACACAUCAAAGCAACAGCGACAUGGGACCAACUCCUCCUCAGAAGAAACCAAAAGCAGAGAGGGAGCCAAUCAAAGAAUGGAACAGCGAUUCUAUCCUACAGAGGAAACCAAUCAGAGGCCCGAGAGCAGAUUCCCUCCCCUUGAGGAAGCCGAUCAAAGACGUAAAGACAAUGAGACCCCCGAUUCAGAGAGGAGGCUCCAGCACGCUCUCCAACUGGAACAGGAGAAGCUGGAGCUGUUGUUACUCCACAGGAGACUGGACGAUGAGAAGGUGAGACUGCACCUGAGACGGGAGCAACAGAAACAACAGCAAGAAGAAGAGGAUCAGAAGUACCCUCGGCCUAAUCAUAAACAUCAAUCUCAAACCACCACACAAAGAACAGACACAGUGUCGCCCACUUCAACGCGAGCGCCCUCAGACCUGGCUGGUCUCCGGCCACCUGCUCAGCCCGGCCCACCUAGGAAGAGAAUGAGGAAGAACAACCGCAAGCGCAUCAGCAAGGCUGCAAUGAGAGCAAUGCUAAUGUAGAACCUACAAUCUCUCUGCAGGGAGUCAGGUGCUCGGUCUUUGUUCUGGACAAUCCAGUGGCGACACCAAGCAGUUAAUUCCUUUCUUAUGAGUUUAUAUUCAUGUGUCAGUAACCUGCCCAUCCUAUGACCGUGAGUUAUUCCCUAAUAGUACUAAUGAUUGUCUGGUGAACCCAAAACAACCCUUGGACAGAAAGAAAUAUGGGACAAGAAGAAUGGGAUGUAAAUACAUACGAGGCUGAAGUGAUCCAUCAACAUUUGUCUGAUCCGUCAAAAGAUGAUCUCCUUUUAACAGCAAGAUGUUCCCCCAGUUGGAUCAAGAACAGUGGAACGUUGGAAGAGAAUAUUCAAACAACAUUAGGACUUUGGGAGAUAUCAUUGGAACACUGGAAGACCGUUGGAACGUUCACAAGGAUGUUGGACUGUUGCUGGACAGCGCCAUUGGACCUCCCUCAUGACUUUUCAACGGCGUAGUAAAACCACCCCGGUCCGUAGAGAUCAAGUCAGUUAAAAACUCUUUGUAUGCUCUUCCGAGGCAUGGUUCAUUAUAACUCCCAAGAAGUGGACUGAUCACGCUUGUCAACGAGAGGAGAGAGAGAUUAAAAAAAUAUAUAUCUGUCCAAAUCUCCCAUUUUUCUAUGAGCAGGAGAUGCUGAAAAUACGUGUUUUUGUUUGAAAGUAUAUUUCAAAAGUACAUAUUUCAAAAAUGUUGCUCACUGGGUUCCGACAUGGAAGAAUACAUUUUAUUUUUCCAACUAGAAAGGAUACACUGGUAGAGGACCAGGAAAAUACCAUGGCGGGCAGAUACUACAGGAACAAUGGGAAAUAAAUGAUGACAUUUAUAUGAGCUAGGACUGUUGGAAUGACUGGUAGUCUUGACUGAUGCGAGCAGUAUCCCUACAUUGUACUUACGCCGCUCUAUAUGUCUCAUCUCGUCAAUGUCUCAUCUCGUUUUCUAUAAAGAUAUUUAAUUGUAUUUAAUUUGAUCUGAAACACUGGAAUUCCAUGCACAGGUUUGCAUUCUCAUGUUCAGCUGAGGCUUCCACACUUCUUUCGGAGAGUGUGGUUAAAGACGCAAGGUGCUAUACAGGGGUUGCAUUACACCUUUAUGUCCGCCUUUAACAUUAUUUAUUCCUUAUAUCACAUAAGUCUCCUGUGUUCAUUAUCAAUAGGAUUACUACAUAUGAAGCAUUUUGGGGGUUGAAUAUCGACCCCUCUUCAGGUCUCAAUAUAAUUUGAGCUGUCAGCCUUUGUGCACACAGGCCAUAGCCUAGAUUCAAUCAGAUCAAGCAUUAUCUGACGAUAGCAGACAGCCGCAUAGCGGAUGUUUUGCCGGUUUUAGAGGAGGAUUGGCGCCGCCAAAUUGGCUCAAAGUCAGAAAAUAAAGUGUAGUCUAUAUAGAAAUAAUUACACUCAAAUUAAAAACGAAUUAAACAUUAGGAUUUCUAUCAUCCUAUUCAAGGUGUAGAUUACAACUCAGUGUUCCAACUUGUAAACAAGGCUGCAAAGCAUUUCUGUUAAUGAGACUUUAGGUAUAUUGCCGGGAGCCACUUACGGAUUUGACAGCCCUAAAUCGCCAAAACAACCGGCUAAAGCGAACACGGAUCUGAUUGAAUUGAGACCAAUGUACCUACAAUGAAAAGCUUUGAAAAGGGAAAAGGUGUUGUCUGUUGCCUGCCAUUCACUGUCUGUAUGAUAGACAAGUUAUGGUAAUGACUUUGUGUCGUUGUAUAACUUUGUGUGUCAAUGUGGGUGUGCAUGUGCAUGUGUAUGUGCAGGUCUGUGCUCAACCGUGUGUAGAAUUUGAGUGUGUAUGCCCGUUUGAGUAAUUGUAAGUAUGUGAACAGAAUCAUAUUUAUGUGUUUGAUCACUAACACAAUCCAUAAGUCAGGUAGUGCCUUAUUCACAAUGCUCAUUGCUAACCAGUCCAUGUCUGCAUAGGGAACAGUAGAGAAUCAGACCUUGUGUAUCCUGAGUCUGUGUUUUACUUUAUUUAAUAAAGGCAGACAGACAGAGCAAGGGUACUGGAAUAGGAGACAUUGUCAUUUUUAACACGGAGAAUUAUGCACUAUGCAUUCUCUCUGUCAGUUUGUGACAGCACACACAAACACGCCCCAGACUGAGACCGCAGUAUUGUGACCCAGCUAAAGCAGGGAUUGUGGAGAAAUCAUACAGUGUGACAGUAAUCCUAGUUAACACCCCUUUGCUAAAAAAUGUUGACAUUUAAUAUUGAUUAACAGUAAGUUGUCCUAAAAAAAAGGGUUCGAGCUUUGUUUAUUAGUAUCCUAUGGAUUUUACAAGGAAGUUGUGUAAAACUAUUUGGUGAACAAUCUAACACUACAAUUUGAAGAAAAGAAGUGCCCUGAUAAAAGUUUCAGAUAAUAAAAUCAGCAUGGGUUAGAUGUGUCAAGCAAAGAAGCUCAGUGCUUGUAUGUGGAACCUAACUACCAGCCAAAUAUAGAAAAUGUGGCAUAUUCCAUAAUGCCUUCUUUCAACUGUAAUUAGUUAUUGUCUAUUUUGUUUUGAGUUAUCAAAAAAUGAAUGUUGUGAUAAUUGCCACUUAAUUCUAUUUUGAUAUGAUUAUAAAAAAAACAUGUGAGAAAGUG